CCCCCUGUUCAAAGACGUCACCACCACCACCACAGAGAGCCAACUCAACCUCGGUUUGACACAGAACACAACACAAGCACGCACAGAGAGGCUGCACCGGGAGCGCAGGAGCCCAGCCAUGUCACGUUAACAGCAACGGGGGACUGCGGAGGGGGCAUCGGUGGCAAACUCUUCUCUCGGGAAAUGUCCUUCAUGCUGCAGCUCCUGAGGAGAGAAUGAAGCGCAAAAGCGAGAAGAGGCGAACCGAGUCGAGGAAAAAACGCCGCGCAGCCCACAGCAGCUCAGAGGCGGAGCUAAGCUCUGAUAUUUACAUUGAGAUAACAGAUCAACUAUAUUUUGCCAUUCUUCAUCAAAAGAUCAAGAGCACAGCUGACCGACACUGUUUCUGCAUAGACGAAGAGCUGGCAUAUGAGAACUUCUAUGCGGAUUUUGGUCCCCUUAACCUGGCCAUGUUUUAUCGCUUCUGUUGCAAGCUGACAAAGAAGCUCAAGUCAAUUACACUCACGAGGAAGAAGAUCAUUUUUUAUACUUGUGGGGAUCAGAAAAAACAAGCCAACGCUGCCUACCUAAUAGGAUCGUAUGCAGUGAUGCAUUUAAACAUGACACCAGAGGACGCCUACAGCCUGCUGGUAUCCAGGAAUUCAACUUAUCUUCCAUUCAGAGACGCCUCGUUUGGAACCUGCAUGUACAAUCUGGACAUUCUGGACUGCCUGCGUGGAGUUCACAAAGCUGUGCAGUACGACUGGCUGGACUUCUCCAACUUUGAUGUGGAAGAGUACGAGCACUACGAGAGGGCGGAGAACGGAGACUUUAACUGGAUAAUCCCUGGGAAGUUCCUCGCGUUCAGUGGCCCUCAUCCAAAAAGCAAGAUAGAAAAUGGGUACCCUUUACAUGCUCCCGAGGCCUACAUCCCGUACUUCAGAAAACACAACAUCACCACCAUCAUCAGACUCAACAAGAAGAUGUAUGAUGCGAGACGUUUCACCGAUUCGGACUUCGAGCAUCACGACCUGUUCUUUGUGGACGGGAGCACGCCAAACGACUCCAUCGUCAGAAAGUUCCUCAACAUCUGCGAGAACGCAGAGGGAGCCAUUGCGGUCCACUGCAAGGCUGGCCUGGGAAGAACCGGUACGCUUAUCGCCUGUUACAUGAUGAAACAUUACGGCCUGACUGCAGCGGAGGCCAUCGCUUGGAUACGGAUCUGCCGGCCAGGAUCCAUCAUUGGACCACAGCAAAACUUUGUAGAAGAAAAGCAGAACAGCCUCUGGGCAGAGGGAGAUGUUUUCCGGGAGAAGAAGCUGAAUGAGCGGGAAAACGGCAAGACGGCUGUGACCAGGAUCCUGUCUGGAGUGGACGACAUCACAAUCAACGGCAGCAACAAGAACAGGGCGUCCAAGAAAGAAGAAAUAGAGCUGUACAACGACGAAGACGAGAGAAACGGCGUCACGCAGGGCGACAAACUACGAGCCCUGAAGAGCAAGAGGCAGGCCAGGUCGUCUUCGGGUUCCUUGUCGCAGGUGGUAGUGUUCUGCUGCAGCCUCAUGGGCACGGCGUGGCCGAUGUGUUGCCUGCCGUUCAAAAGGUAGCAGAGAGAGGCAGAGAGAGGGACAGUGGGGCAGAGAGAGAGGAUGUGAGGUUUUGUAUGAAGGAGGUAAGUGCACGUCACUUCCUUUUCAGCUUACAUCCUCUUCCUGUAGAGAUGGUUGCUAUGCCAAUGAAUGGUAUGGCUGAUCUUGUUGUUUUUUUUUCUCCUUUCUUUCUUUGGAUUACUAUGGUGUUAAGUGGAUAUGCACUUAGUGAAUGCGUUUCAUUUACACGCCUUUCAUUGUCUGCCUGGUGGACGCACUGAGCCGCUCUGCUUCGAUAUAAAGGCAUACAGUCACUUGCAGAGGUUCUCCAACCCCUCAGAUGUUUUUCUGCAUUUUGUCACUUUAUAGCCACUAACUUCAAUGGGAUUUUGUUUGAUAUUAGAGAAAUGCUAAAAACACUUUAUCUACAUUGAAAAGUUCAGUGAGAAAGAAAGCCAUAAAAAGCUAAGUAAGGAAAAUACAACAAAACUAAAACGGCACAUGACCUGGCAAAAACAUCCCAAUAGUGAAACAUGGUGGGUGCAACAUCAUGCUGUGGGGAUAUUUUUCAGAGUUCCUGUGAAGAUGGAUGGAGCUAAAAACAGGACAAUCCUGGGGACAAAAAUAUUUGCUGGAAGCUAAAAAAAAAAUAAAUACAUAAGACUCGGGUGGAGGUUCUUUUUCCAUCAGCACAACAUCCCUAAAUGUGCAACCAGAGCUACAACAGAAUGGCUCACAACAUAUCAGUGUGUUAGUAAGGACCAGUCAAAGUCCAAAUGUAGAUCAAAUUGUUUGUUCUUCAAUCUUAAGAGCAAUCUUUUGUUGUUCUAAAGAUUGUAGAUAUCUUUACAAUCCUUGUAAAGACUUUUGACAAGGAAGAAUUGGCAGAAAGAUUUUCAAAAACUAAACAUCCUCUUAAAGACUUGGUUCCACAUGGCUCUACAAAGUGCCUACUCAUUAUAGCUUUAAUCUUCCAUGCACUGUGCUUUUGUUUAUCACGUCAAAUCUCAGUAAAACACACUUCUGAAAGUUUGUGGUUGCAACGUGACAGAGUGAAAAUGUUAGAGCGGUACAAACACCUUUGCAAGGUACUGCAUCCUAGAUAUCUUCUGUCAAUUCGGGCCUAAAAAUAAAGUCCACCGUUGUUUUUACUAGCAGCACCAGUUGUUCAACUAAUUCCAGAAAUAAAUAAGAUCUGGAAUAGCUGAACUGAAGGUUUUGGUUCUUGGCUUGCACUGCUGACUUGGCACUACUCAUAAAGUCGUUAAGAAACACUUAAGCCUUUAUAAAAAUCUGCAGUAGCUACUUCUGUUUUUGGUCAGUUAGUUCCUUUUCCUGCUCCAAAUGUUUAGCACUAGCUUUUUCUCUUUUAAAGUAAAUAUACCAUAUUCUAAUUAUUUUUGAUUUGUGACUUAAUUUGUGGUUGUGUAAGGACAGUUAAUCACAAAACAUCAUGCAUAAAUUUCUGAGGGUGAAUUGGGGUUAAAAGCAGAUUCUUAUGCAUUCUCAGGGGGAAGUGGAGACAGAAUAGGAGGUUCACCUGCACUUUUAGGGCAUAUGCUGUAUCAAUGUAUAUCCUGCUAUACAAACAUCCAAUUCAGGGCUGAAUUUCACCAUCUGGCUCCACUGUUUUGUUGCGCAACACUGCAGCGCAUGUUCAGUUGCAGGGACAAUUAGAAGAAUGCUUAUCCAAACUUUUGCCCAUCGCUUCUGCCGUUUUCCAUGCAUGACACAAAGUACUAAACUCCUUUGGGCAUGCACGCGCCUCAGUUUCGAUCACCGUUUCCGUCUAACAUGUUACAAUGUUGGGCUGGAGUCACUGUCAGUUGCCUGUUGUUUUUCCAUUGCCUUUAUGACUGGAUCAGUGUUCACAUGCCACCUGAGCUUUUCACUCCUGCAGGUUUCCGACUCUGUCAUGCUUCUGUCGAAGUCGGCAGUUUCAUGAAAUGAAAUUAGAUGAUCCACACGGUUGAAACCAGAUAUUUGCAUAAACUGUUGUUAAGGAAAUAAAGAAGUCUUGCCUAAGGUGAAACACCGAGUCAAUCAAGAAUGAAUCAAAAUGCAUUUUGAUUAUUAUUUCAUUAAGAAAUUAAGCAAAGAACAUGAGCAGUGACUCGCCUGUCUAGUUCAGGGAAGUGAAGAAAAGAUGAAGGUACAUCGCUUUUUAAUAUCCACCAACCCGCUUACAAAGAGGGGAGGGGGAAAAAAAGGAGGAUCCCACCAGUUUCAGUUUACUUCGCAACUCUGGUAUUUGCACCUGCAGACUGUCACCCUAGACAGUUCAAACCCAGUUCAGAAAUACCCUUUGUUUUGUGUUUCCAGCGAGCUGAGUCCAACAUGAAGGGUGCUUUAUAGAUAAAAUUGAUUGAUUGAAAUAAAAAGUCUUGUCACAACGCCUGUGUAAGGAGAAACAAUGUUUUUGAGAAACAAUUUUUCUUUCACUGACUGUUUAACCCUUAAUCAGACUUAGCGUUUCCUGUUUUCGGCCAGUUAGUAUUAAUAUGAUCAUUUAUAUUUGUUAAAUGGCAAAAAAUAAUAAGCGAUAUUAAAAACCUUCAUUGAAUUCUAGCAGACUGGAGCAUUUAUGUCUUGAAACUAUUUGUUUCAAGAUAGUGAAACUAUUUGUUUCAAGACCUAAGAUCUGAAGCCAAUAGAGGUUUUUUGGGCAGAGUUAAAAAGGUGUGUGUGACUAGACAUAGUAAAAACCGGACUCGGUUACAUUGGUUCUGCAAAGAGGAAUGGACCAAACUUCUAGCAAACUGUUGCUGGAAAAUACUAGAAACAUUUGACCCAAGUAAUCCAGUUUAAAGGGAAACUGCAUACGUUUUAAGAAAGUUUAAUAUUUUAUCACUUAACAAACGGAAACAAUUGGUAUUCAUAAGAAAAGUUUGGAUUUAACAUCAAACGGUGACAAAAUAAAGAUCUUCUUUUUACACAGCGUAUGUCAACAUCUGGUUUCAACUGCUCCUAAAUUCUUGUUGGGUUUCACAUUGGUUGGGAAGUCUGACAGUUAUAACAGUCUACGUUGUGCAAUGAAAUACAUUUACUCUCAUGUUCAAUUCGUUUCUGCACUUCGAGUCAUUUAUGGGGACAUGCGGGUGUCGACUGCUGUUAAACAAUGUCUGCAAUGUCAGAAUAUCAGAACAAACUCCAGCCGUGUGGGACGAUUGGAUGGAUGCAAGACUUUGUGAAGAGGGUGUUUCAUCUAAUCCAGUCCCAGUGGAAAAGCACAACAUGAGAGGCUUUGUGUCCUGCCCAGACGUCUCUUGUCUCUCCUUCCUUUUUUUUCCCCCCCGUUUGCUCUUGUUGGAUUUGUCCUCCUUUCAGAUGGCUGGUAGCCAUGCUGCUCUCCCUGUGUAGCCUUGCCCUGUGGUGGAUUGUGUAUGGCUUCCCUUCCUCCAUCCUGCAUUUCUGUAUAGA
This is a messenger RNA of Poecilia reticulata (guppy), 4988 nucleotides long. RefSeq names its product cell division cycle 14B (gene cdc14b). Gene Ontology annotation, biological process: protein dephosphorylation. Lineage: Eukaryota; Metazoa; Chordata; Actinopteri; Cyprinodontiformes; Poeciliidae. The record is from RefSeq and is a predicted model, not a curated record.